Molecule: messenger RNA, 2620 nt
Organism: Chinchilla lanigera (long-tailed chinchilla)
Lineage: Eukaryota; Metazoa; Chordata; Mammalia; Rodentia; Chinchillidae
Gene: Myoz3
Product: myozenin 3
Exons: 6
Coding region: 155-970 (271 amino acids)
Cellular component (GO): actin cytoskeleton; Z disc
Molecular function (GO): actin binding; telethonin binding; FATZ binding
Source: RefSeq, a predicted model, not a curated record
CCAGAGCUGGCAGGGCACCACCCACUCACUGACCACUGACCGCUGACCGCUGACUGUGACAGACGUGAACCUUACGACUCAGCUUCCCGACAGAGGGGUCAAUCUUGAGGGUCCAACAACUCCUUCCUGCCCACCGUGGUCCCGUCCUCUCAGGAUGAUUCCCAAGGAACAGCAGGAUCCAGCGAUGACCGUUAUGGGCGACAUCAUGGGGCCAGAACCUUCUCUGGACCUGGGGAAGAAGGUGAGUGUGCCCCAGGACCUGAUGAUAGAAGAGCUGUCACUGCGCAACAACCGGGGAUCUCUGCUCUUCCAGAAGAGGCAGCGCCGGGUGCAGAGGUUCACGUUUGAGCUUGCAGCCAGCCAGCAGGCGAUCCCGGCCAGAAGCACCAAGGGGAAGGUGACCGAAGCGUCGGCGCCCCAGACGGUGAGCGCAGAGGGGACCCGCGGGGGCUCAGCUCCACGCCGCUACCCGCCGUCCCUGAUAUCUGAACCCGGUGCCCAGGUCGCCAACUGCCCGGAGGGGCAGAACUACCGUUCGGAGCUGCACGUCCUCCCGGCCUCGUCCGGGGACCCAGGGGACGCCCGCCCCGCAGCCGCCCGCAAGGACCGCGCGCGGAGCCCCAGCGCCCUGGCGCCAGGCUACGCCGAGCCCCUGAAGAGCGUCCCGCCGGAGAAGUUCAACCACACCGCCGUCCCCAAGGGCUACCGCUGCCCGUGGCAGGAGUUCGUCAGCUACCGAGACUACUCGUGCGACGGCCGGAGCCACACCCCCAGCCUCGGAGACUGCCGCAAUUUCAAUAAGACCCCGGUGCCAUUUGGAAGACCCUUCAUGGGGGAUGCCAUUCCCAGGGCAGCCACCUCCUUUGUCCUGGAGCCCUUCAAUGGCUUGGAACUCCUCCGUCUCAGACCCAGCUUCAACAGGGUGGCUCAGGGCUGGGUACGCAAUCUCCCAGAGUCUGAUGAGCUGUAGGCCCAGCCUGAAGCUUGGUUCCCCAGAAUUGGGGCUCAGGUAACAUCUGGAGCCAAGACUUUUGGACAGCACUUUACAGUUUAUAAAGAGUCUUCAUACACAAACCAUUGUUGCAAAUGGCCUUGAAGGUCACAAAGUUUAGUAGAAUCCAAAUGCAGAUAUGCUUCCUGAAACAGAUUUCCGGUCUGCCUCCCACUGGCAGCAUCAGAACCUCCUGCACUGGGGCGUCUGUUACUAACCAGGUGAUUCCAGUGUCACCUGUCCAUGGUUUGUCUUGCACCUCAUCUGAAGGGCGCAAAGUAGGGCACUUGCAAGGAAUCCUUCCCAUCCUCCAUGCUGAGCAGGCCCCAUGGUACAAGUGAUGAUGAAGAUGGUGUUGGUGGUGGUGGCAGCAGCUGCAUUCUAGUUAGUGUCCCAGUGCUCGGGCUGGCAGUAGGCUCUCUAUAUAUUCUAUUCCUCAUUCUCAAUGUGACUGCAUGAUACUUUUCUCCCUACUUACGGAUAUGGAUAUCCAGGUUCCGAGGAAAGAAAUGAUUUGUCUUGGGCAGUCAAAAUGACUGGUUGAGGGGAUGAAUAUUUCUACCAUCCUGGGGGUCCAAACCAAUGCCCACUCACCCUACAAUCACUGAUGUUGGUGCUCUGCCUUGCAGUGUAGAGGUUAAGAGUGGAAGCUGGGGUAUCAGAUGGGCUGGGUUGUAAUUCUACCACUUUAAGGAAGCCAUUUGACUUGAAGCCACGUGACUUUGAGGAAGUCAUUCCCCAUCUUGAUCCUGUUUCUCCAUCUGUAAGAUGAGAUAAACGCAGAAGCUCUUUAUAGGGCUGUUGUGAGUUCAGUGAGUACAUUCAUAAGGGCCCAGUGUUAGGCUUCUUGCAGCCACUACUUAUGCCUGGAACAGAUGUUCUUGCAGUGGAUACAGCCUGAGAAGCAAGCUCCUGGGAUGCCAUUGGGUUCAGAAAAGCUUGCGCGGAAGGAAAGUGGCUCAUCACUGUAGCACGCUCUUUGGACAAGAAUUUCCCCGACCUUGCCUCCCUCUACCGCCUCGACUCCGGGCUGGGUGGAACAGUGGUUACAUUUUCUUUUUGCUCCAAAGUUUCUCUUCCCAUCUGGGUCUUGGGGCCAGUAGCCAGUCUCUUAGGAUUGCUUGUAAUUGAUGUGUUCUCUUGAAUUUGGGGGCUGUUGUUUAAAGCCAGGUUUCUGUGAGCUGAGGAACAUUAGAUUAGUGUCUGGAAAGUAGAAGAGUGGGCUUGGAAUGGCUUGAGUUGGUUCUGCAGUGCUCUGGAAGGUAACCCCAGCUACCACACACAGAAGAGAGCCUGGGGAAGAGGGGAGAUGCUAGUACCCAGAAGUGGAUCCUCCUUCCUUUUUUCUUCUGAUCAUCUGACUUUGCUGAUGUUAAAAAAAAAUGAGAAAUAAAAUGUGAAAGUAUCUGCCCAACACAACUCCUUAUUCAUAUCCUUACACCUUCCCACCCUCCUGCAUUCCGCUUCAUUUCUGUGUACCAGCGGUAGCCAUGAGUGAUGGAAUUCUGUGACUGUGUACAUGUAUACAGGUGCCUGAGUACAUAGGUAUGUCUUUGUGUCAAUGAAAUUGCACCAUAUGUACUGUCCUUCAUUCAGCAAAUAAAAUUCUGAUCCUGAAAAGGCAAGUAA